Molecule: messenger RNA, 1370 nt
Organism: Bradysia coprophila
Lineage: Eukaryota; Metazoa; Arthropoda; Insecta; Diptera; Sciaridae
Product: N(4)-(Beta-N-acetylglucosaminyl)-L-asparaginase-like
Biological process (GO): protein deglycosylation
Cellular component (GO): lysosome; cytoplasm
Molecular function (GO): N4-(beta-N-acetylglucosaminyl)-L-asparaginase activity
Source: RefSeq, a predicted model, not a curated record
CCUCCCGUGCCCUGCCUUUCUGUUAUAGUCGCUCAUCGAAAAGAUAAAUUUAUCUCGUGCAAUUAAAGCACAACAAUAAAACGAAAAUCGAUUAGCGCACUUCAAAUAAUGUCUCAGUAGUGUUUCGUCUAAUCAGAAGACCCGACAUAUAUGUGACCAUGGAAUUCGUGAAAUAUUUUUCCAUUUUAUUUAUUGUCGCGGUGAAUGUAUCUUGCAAGCGACAACCGAUUGUGGUGAAUACGUGGAAUUUUACAAACGCUACCAUCAAAGCAUGGGACGUUGUUUAUCGCCAGCAACGAUCAGCCAUUGACGCUGUGGAGGAAGGUUGUUCCGUUUGCGAAGUGGAACAGUGUGACGGAAGUGUGGGCUAUGGUGGUAGUCCGAGUGAAGAAGGUGAAACGACACUAGACGGCAUGAUCAUGGACGGUAAAACGAUGAAUGUGGGCGCUGUAGCCGGCCUUCGUUACAUCAAAGAAGCAAUUUCUGUCGCACGACACGUCCUCGACUAUACCAAGCACACCCUGCUGGUUGGCGAUCAAGCGACUGAAUUUGCAGUUAAAAUGGGAUUCCAACACCAAUCACUGUCGACACCGAACAACGAGCAAAUAAUAAACGAUUGGAAAGCACGAAAUUGCCAACCGAACUACUGGCGAAAUAUGCUGCCAUCGCCGGAAACGGCCUGUGGGCCAUAUGAGAAAGUGUCGUCGUCGAUUCAAGACAUUCGGGUUCUUUCGCCACCAGUCGAUGAACACAAUCACGACACCAUUGGCAUGAUUGCAAUCGAUGGAAAUGGGAAUGUAGCUGCUGGAACAUCAACGAAUGGAUUGACAUAUAAAAUUCCUGGUCGGGUAGGCGACUCUCCGAUUCCAGGAAGUGGUGCCUACGCUGAUAAUAGUGUUGGAGGAGCCGUUGCGACCGGAGACGGAGACGUCAUGAUGCGAUUCUCGGCUUCAUUUCUAGGAGUCGAAUUUCUUCGGAAUGGUUACACACCGCAACAAGCUGCCGACAUGGUAAUCGCUAGAAUAGGCAAAUAUUAUCCCGAAAACAGUGCCGCAAUAGUUGUCGUCGAUGUGGACGGGAACUAUGGAUCGGCCUGUCAAAUCUUCAGUUCAUUUCCGGUGUCCAUUUACUAUUCUGAGCUGGAUGAGGUGAAGGUGGAGACGACACGUUGCCGGCAAAUUGGUGACGAGCCGAAUGGAAGUGUUUAUUGGACCGUCAGUAAAGCGCUUUGGGUCGUGGUUGGAAUGGCAGUUUGCAAGAAUUUUGUGAGAAUUAGUUAAGAAAUUUAGCUUAAGACAAAGUGCUGUUCAUUGCGCACUUGGCUUUGUCAUUACUUCGACGCUUCAUUCAAUAAAUUAACAUUUUCAUGA